Phytophthora sojae is the source of this 270-nucleotide messenger RNA. RefSeq lists its product as hypothetical. Bases 1 to 270 code for a protein of 89 amino acids. Gene Ontology annotation, molecular function: nucleic acid binding. The record is from RefSeq and is a predicted model, not a curated record. Lineage: Eukaryota; Oomycota; Peronosporomycetes; Peronosporales; Peronosporaceae. The transcript has a single exon.
AUGGCAUGGAAAGUGUUCGCUGUGGUGGACCCGUUGCCAGCGAACACUACGUCCACUUGCCAGUCCCUCGACGUAAACGUGAUGGGCCCGCUGAAGUCGGCCCUGCGCAGUACAUGGGCUUACCGCAAAAGCCCCAAAACGGCAAAAGAAAAGCGCCUUGAUAUUAUCGAACGCACUAUCAUAGCCUGGAACAGCCUUGAUGAGGACAUUGUAGUUGAGAGUUUUGAAAAGGCGCUUCCUCAGCACUUUGAAGGUCUGGAAUUCUUGUAG